GCCUUUUACCUCUUGUUUGUUUUCGAUAUCAGCAUCGACAGGACUAGAAUUUCAAGGUUCGAUGAUAACCAAUUCCAAUACCUUUUUUUAUCGCUUGCAGGAAGCACCACAACCACUUACUUAUAUUAUCUAUCUAAGAAGGACUCUGAUGGCAAGGUCCUAGAGAUGAAAUCUCCGUAUGGACCAGCGACAUUUGCUGUCUAGAUAGUUAUUUUCAACAUAACUAAUCCUCCUAACACAUUAAUUUGGCGAACAAACCUAAUUAACUCAAUGGUUUCAACAAUAAAUUCAUCAUGAAUUUCCCAACUUCAUAGGUGUGAAAUAAAAUGAUGUCGUACUCAAUAACCAACAAUGUAGUAUUAUUGGCAUUGUACAAGAAGCUAGGGCCGAGGGAGGAAAAAAUUUGGAAAAUUUAAGAGGCUCGUGGAACACUCCAAGGGACAACCUGUCUGAGUGACAAUGAAAUUAGACAUUUACAACAACAACAACAAUUUAGUGAAACUUCCAAUGAAAUCAACUAGACAAGGGAAAGAAAGACAAUAUACCAGAAUGGAAUGAGGGUGAAAGAAAGAAAAUGCACCCACCUUGCUCUGGAGAAGCAUCACAACCCUGCUGUAGCGGUUGUUUUCCUUCUCCUUUUCUUGCAUCCUACUUUGAUAACUUUCAUAACACUACCAAGUCCAUCAUCAAUAUAACUGGAUCAAUCCAUGACGACUUGGAAGCAGCCACAUCUUCCACUCUUCAUCCUUAUAACCAAUUUACCAACCAUGAGACUCUCCCUUCUUUGGAUGAGUCAUACAUUAACUUCACCAAAGCAUACCCUCCAUUUUGCAGUACUUCUGAAGUUGAUCGCAUUCGUGCCCAAGAAUAUAAUCACUUGAAUCUCUCCAACAUUUGUUUUGAUUACACUGGAUAUGGCCUUUUCUCUAACGCUCAGGAGCAAAGAUCGUGUCCUUCAACUUCAAUUGCUUCUUCAUCUUCAUGUCCUCCUCCAUCAUUGCCUUACUCUGCCUUAGAACCACCCUUCUUUGAUAUCUCCUACAAGCCGAUAAAUUUGCAUUCUCAGGUACUCUAUGGUGGCCAGGAAUCAGAAUUAGAAUCCAAAAUUAGAGAAAGAAUCAUGGCAUUUAUGAAUAUCUCUGAAGCUGAUUACACCCUGGUUUUCAUUGCAAAUGAGGUAUCUGCAUUUAAACUCAUAGGCAAUUCUUUCAAAUUUCAAUCUGAUGGAGAGCUUCUCACAGUGUAUGACCACAAGAGCGAGGCAGUGGAUGUGAUGAUUGAGACCUGCAAGGAGCAAGGAGCUAAUAUCUUGUCAGCUGAAUUCUCCUGGCCCAAUCUCGGAAUCCGGUAUAGAAAAUUGAAGAAGAUGAUAAUGAGUAGAAGGGAUAAAAGAAAGAGAGGUCUAUUCGUUUUCCCACUUCAUUCAAGAGUCACUGGAGCUCCAUAUUCAUAUAUAUGGAUGUCCAUGGCCCAAGAAAAUGGAUGGCAUGUCUUGAUUGAUGCAUGUGCAUUAGUACCAAAGGAAAUGGAGAGCUUGGGUCUGACUAUGUUUAAGCCUGAUUUUAUGGUAUGUUCGUUUUACAAAAAAUUUGGUAAAAAUCCAUCAGGUUUUGGGUGCUUAUUUGUCAAGAAAUCUAGUAUCUCUGCUCUAAAAGAGUCAGGAAAUGCUACAAGCAUAGGAAUUGUAAGCCUUUUUCCAGCAUUUAGACAACCUCAGCCACAGGAAGAGAUUGUCAUCGCUGAUGAAGAAACUGAACCAAAGAGUGAAACUCCUCCACAACAUGUGACUGAAGAAGCGUACGUGAAGCAGAAAGGUACACUAUCAUCAGAAAUAGUGGAGUUAAACUCAUCCCUUGAGUCAGUUCAAUCUAAAGAAAGAUUAGGCUUAGUGAAUGGAAGCUCAGAGAUUGAGUGUAGAGGAUUGGACCAUGCAGACUCAGUGGGGCUAAUACUAAUUAGUGGCAGGGGUAGGUAUCUUACCAAUUGGCUCGUUAAUGCAUUAAUGAGUCUUCAACAUCCACAUACUCAAACUGGACUUUCCCUUAUUAGGAUAUAUGGACCAGAGAUAAAUUUACAUCGUGGACCUGCUGUGGCAUUUAAUGUAUUUGAUUGGAAAGGAGAAAAAAUUGAUCCUACAGUUGUACAGAAGCUAGCAGAUCGUAACAAUAUAUCCUUAAGUGGAGCAUUUUUGCAGAACAUCCGAUUCUCAGACAAGAAUGAAGAAAAGAGACAGAGAAUAUGUGAGGUGAAAGGGCUGUGCCAAUCUAACAAGACACAAAGCCAUGAUUUUGGGGUAUCUGUGGUGACAGCUGCACUUGGUUUCUUGACUAACUUUGAAGAUGUAUAUAGGCUAUGGGCUUUUCUUUCCAGGUUCCUAGAUGCAGACUUUGUGGACAAAGAGAGGCUGAGAUACAUGGCUCUAAAUCAGAAGACUCUUGAUAUAUGACUUGUUAUUUUUAUUUUAUUUUUUUUCUUGUUUUCCCUUUAUCAUUUUUUCAUUAAGUUAUGCAGCUAUAAUUCCAAUAUUUUAUUACUUAAGACACUUGGAGAAUG
Molecule: messenger RNA, 2553 nt
Organism: Gastrolobium bilobum
Lineage: Eukaryota; Viridiplantae; Streptophyta; Magnoliopsida; Fabales; Fabaceae
Product: molybdenum cofactor sulfurase-like
Exons: 1
Coding region: 575-2446 (623 amino acids)
Source: RefSeq, a predicted model, not a curated record